This is a messenger RNA of Caenorhabditis bovis, 327 nucleotides long. The record is from the annotation of a GenBank genome assembly. Lineage: Eukaryota; Metazoa; Nematoda; Chromadorea; Rhabditida; Rhabditidae.
AUGAGUUGCCUACAAUUGUUGCUUCUAAUCGCCAUCCUUCCAUCGAUCGCGUUCGCCAUCGAAUGCUACUCCGGCUCGCAACUACAAGUCAUAAAUUGUCCGUCUGUCUCAUGCAUCAAACAAACACUCGGUCUCGACACGGUUCGAUAUUGCGAUGGAACCGGCGUGAGCUCAAUCUGCCAAACCUACAGGAUUGUCGAGACCUGCGACACCAUUCCGAACCUCGGCUACAUUUGCUGUUGUAGCGGAGACCUGUGCAACUCGUCAUCGGCAUCUUACAUCAUUUUGAUUCUUCUGAUCCCCGUUCUCCAUUUUUUGUUUUUCUAA